Messenger RNA from Macrosteles quadrilineatus (aster leafhopper), 739 nucleotides. RefSeq lists its product as uncharacterized. The coding region runs from base 99 to 683 and encodes 194 amino acids. Lineage: Eukaryota; Metazoa; Arthropoda; Insecta; Hemiptera; Cicadellidae. The record is from RefSeq and is a predicted model, not a curated record. The transcript is spliced from 4 exons.
UCUGUUUAUAAAACAGAUUAUGAAAACAUGAUAUAAGAUAUACAAGAAAUAACAUUCUACGAAUUCCAAUCCAAGAAAAUUUCAAGUUUAAUUACACAAUGGGUAGUCAAUUUUAUGCCAAGGACAGAGUUUGUGAUCGAAAGGAAAUGAUAAAAAGAGUAAGAAAGGUUAUAGACGACCUGGACAGUGCCAAGGUGGAGGCUCGCUGCUGUUGCACGGACCCUGGUUCUCCCCCUGCUGGCACUAAGCUGGUAACUCCUCAGACCCUGGAUGGCGAGGCUGCCGUGCCAAGGGUUGUAUCAGCUAAUAAAGCCAAGUAUAUAUGGACGCCCCCAGCUACAGACAAUCGCCAACAUCUUGACGCCACUAUGUCAUGUUACUCUGCCACCGUGGCCAACCAGUUCUAUGAUGAGUUGAAGGGAUGCAGACUUGACUGCGGGGUGUCCAAAGGGGAGGGGGGAGGGCCAACACCACACUCCCACUGGUGGAACGCUCCUGGUAAAGUAACAUCUCCCAAGGGUGUAGGCCCGGACUACUGUGAGGAUCCGGAGUUUGUACCCCCCGAACCACUGGGACACAUGGCCUGGACCAACGAGCCUGGUGGCACCUGCAGGUAUCCGCAGUACUGCAAAGCCCACUGUUUUGACCAUGCACCUGAAAGAGACUGGUCUAGGCAUUAUUGACUCCCUUGUGAAAAAAACAACAAAAACACACAUACAAUAAAGACGUACAAACACUG